Molecule: messenger RNA, 1098 nt
Organism: Punica granatum (pomegranate)
Lineage: Eukaryota; Viridiplantae; Streptophyta; Magnoliopsida; Myrtales; Lythraceae
Source: RefSeq, a predicted model, not a curated record
CGUAUUCCUCAGCCUCACCCAAAGAAUCUCUCUCAUCCACAUAACGUUGUUCCCUUCUCACUUUCCCCUCUUCCAAAUAAACCAACAAAUUAUUAUGUUCUUCCCACCACUUUCCUCUCCAUAUCGUCAAAACUUUCAUAUAUCCCUUAGCAUUCUCAACUAUAUAGCUCUAGCUUCUCCUUGCUAGCUCGGGUUCGAAAAAAUGGAGUCGGUCGCGUCCAACUCUACCCCGCAUGAACACCGUAACCGCCGUCCGAACCCACGGUUCAGGGUGCCCCACCCAGUUGCGGGCCGGAUCGUCCGCGCGAUCCAGAACAGCCUGCUGCUGCUGCACCGGUCGGGGCCCAACUUCUUUGUCCUCGGGGCGACAGGUAAUGUGUACAGCGUGACGCUAUCAGCCACGCCCUCGUGCACCUGCCCUGACCGCUCCGCCCCGUGCAAGCACAUUCUGUUCGUCCUCAUCCGCGUGCUAGGCAUCCCUCUCAACGACCCGUGCCUCCAUAGGAAGACCCUGAGGCCCUGCCAACUCGACAGGCUCCUCGCCACGCCGUCCCUGCCGGGGACACUUGCUGGUGCUGGCCUCCAGGAGAUGUUCCACCGGCACUUCUACCUGUCCAGGCAAGGGCUGACCCAACGUUCGGCCCCGGUCCAGGUGGAGGAAGGCUCCAUCUGCCCAGUCUGUCUCGACGAAAUCAGGGCCGAUGGGCAAGAGACCAUAAGGAAGGGGGUGGUCGCGUGCGAGACUUGCCGGAACCCGAUCCACGAGGAGUGCUUAUUGAAGUGGAAGAGGAGCAGGGGGAGGAGGCCGGCCAUAUGCGUGAUUUGUCGGGCGAGGUGGAGGAAUAGGAUGGGUCAAGAGAAGUACGUGAAUUUGGCUGCUUAUGUCGUUGAAGAUGAUAGGGCUCAUGAAGAUAAUAACAAUGGUGGCGGCCGUUCAUGUGGCGAUUAAUUAAGUUCUCUAUCCGAUAAGCCCAAAAAAAAAGAAAGAAUCAGCAUAUUUAUAUUUCUGUUUUAGUCUUUAAACACAACUUGAAAUUGCGAUCACUUAAUUUGUAAAUAAAUUAGAAUAAUUGGAAUAAUGAUAUUAAUUAGCAUAAA